UCCAUUACGUACCUUCAAAACUCACUGUAAUACGACCGAGAAUGCCCCUCACAAUCCUCUCCGGCGCCCAAGUGCGCACAUUACUCCUCUCCCUCUCUCGCGACGACGUCCUCACCCUCCAACACAACCUCGCCGAAGCCCUCCGCGAAUACUCAACCGGAAGCCAGGAAGAAGGCUGCUCAGCAUCCUACCAACCGCACCGAACAGCCAUAACGGGCGCCGAUGGCGGAACCACAAUCUUCAUGCCGGCGAGUACAGGCAAGAUGACCGGGGUCAAAAUUCUGUCUUCACCGUUGACGGCCUCGUCGCCGUUUGGAGAGAAGAGAGGGUGUACGACUAUUGGGCAGGAGUUUGCGAAUACGAGACAGUCGGCGAAGGUUUCGUUGGCGUUGGAGGAGUAUUCUUCGAGACGGUCGAGUAGUUCCUUAUCGGCUGAUGUGAGCUCCAUGUCGUUGACGCCAUCGAAUGAUGGUGAGGGUGGUGGGGAUGAUAGUGAAGUUGAAACAUCGUCAUUUUCAUCAUCUAACGCCGGGAGUAGUAGUCCAAGGGCCUCGAAAUCGUAUAUGGGAAACGUACAACAGGUGUCUGGCAAAGCAUGGCCAGCGGUUGGAGCCCGCGAUUCUUCUCCUCGAGGAACACUGACACUUGUCGGCCAGGACGGACUUCCCAUCGGCUUGAUCAGUGCACAAGACUUGACCGCAUUCCGUACCGCGCUUACCUCGCUACUGGGUUUCAACAAACGAAAACACGUCAAGACCAUCACUGUUUUUGGUGCAGGAAGACAGGCAUACUGGCACAUUCGCCUGGCACUCUUACUCCGUGGGCCUGAAGUGAAACGUGUGUACAUCAUCAAUCGCUCCUUCGACCGUGCCGCAAAAUUACUCAGAGACAUCUAUGCGCCUGGAAACGCCUCGUGGCGGUCCAAUGUAAAGUUCCACGCCUUUAGCAGCGAUUUUGUCGAGUAUAGCCGUCUCUGUCGGGAAGCAGUGCGCAAAGCAGAUGUUAUAUUCUGUUGUACACCAUCACUCGAACCGCUUUUCCCUGCUGAAUUCCUCACAUCCACCGAGGGACGGCGGAAGGGUAGAUUCGUCGUGGCUAUUGGAUCGUACAAAUCCCACAUGACUGAACUACACCCUGACAUUCUAAAACAUGAAGUCAAACCCCCCGGUCAUCACGGCCAUCAUUAUCACAAACAUGCCCAGCGCGGCGGAGUCGUGUUGGUCGACAGUCUCGAAAUGUGUCUACAGGAAGCCGGUGAAAUCGUCCAGGCAGGCUUGGGACCUCAUCAACUCGUUGAAAUCGGCGAAUUGAUGAUCAUGCGACAUGCCGCGAGAUUGGGAAUUGAUCGACAGAAAGAAGAAAGUGAACAGAGUAUGCAGCGAUGGUUGGAAAGUGGGAAUGUGGUGUAUAAGAGUGUGGGACUUGGAUUGAUGGAUUUGGUGACUGGGGGGGAUUUGGUGGAUAUUGCGAGGAAAAGGGGUGUUGGGACUUUUAUUGAUGAUUUUGAGUGA
Messenger RNA from Talaromyces stipitatus ATCC 10500, 1511 nucleotides. RefSeq names its product proline utilization protein PrnX-like, putative. Lineage: Eukaryota; Fungi; Ascomycota; Eurotiomycetes; Eurotiales; Trichocomaceae. The record is from RefSeq and is a predicted model, not a curated record. Gene Ontology annotation, cellular component: cytoplasm. The coding region runs from base 42 to 1511 and encodes 489 amino acids. The transcript is spliced from 2 exons.